Molecule: messenger RNA, 1101 nt
Organism: Beta vulgaris subsp. vulgaris (sugar beet)
Lineage: Eukaryota; Viridiplantae; Streptophyta; Magnoliopsida; Caryophyllales; Amaranthaceae
Exons: 1
Coding region: 1-1101 (366 amino acids)
Source: RefSeq, a predicted model, not a curated record
AUGGCGGAAUCUGCAACGAAUUCAGUUCAGAAUGAAUUGAAUAAUGCAAAUUCAGGACGUAAUGAGUUGAACAAUGUUGCUAAUGGAGGUAAUAAUUUGGAUCCUCUUUUUGUAUCAAAUUCAGAUAAUCCAACUUCUUCAUUAGUAUCUGUAACAUUUUCUGGAACGAACUUCAUUAGAUGGAGUCAGAAUGUUAGGCGAGCAUUAAUUGCAAAGAAUAAAGAUGGCUUUAUUACUGGAUUAACAUCUAAGCCUAACGAAUCUAGUCCAGAUUAUUUGAAGUGGACUAGAGCAGACUAUAUGGUUAUGAGUUGGAUUCUAAGCUCAAUGAAUCCACAAAUAGCUGAUGAUUUUGCGUAUGUGAGUAAUUCAGUAGAAUUGUGGCAAGAAUUGAAUGAAAGAUUUGGACAAUCUAAUGGUCCACUAAUCUAUCAAUUAAAGAAAGAAAUUGAUAGCUUAAGACAAGAAAACCUUACCAUAAUUGCAUAUUAUGGAAAGAUUAAAAGACUCUGGGAUGAAUUGAAGUCUUUAAGAAUGACACCUUCUUGCUGCUGUGGUGCUUUGAACAAAUGUACAUGUCAAUUUGUUAAACGAUUGGCAGACAUUGAGGCAGAAGAUAAGCUAAUGCAGUUCUUGUUAGGAUUGAAUAGUGGCUUUGAAAGCACUAUUACUAACAUACUCUCAAUGGAACCACUGCCUACUAUCAAUCGUGCUUUUUCUAUAACACAACAGAUAGAAAAACAAAAGGAGAUAUCUGGUGUUCUGGAGAUUGGAGAAAGUAGUGCCAUGGCAGUUCACAAGUAUAAUCAAGGGAUGUCUGCUGCAAUCCAAAGAUUUCAAGGGAAGAAAGAUUGGAAGAAAGAAAAAUUAGAAAAGAAGUGUGAUCAUUGCAAAGGGAAAGGGCACACUAUGGAUCAAUGUUUCAAGAUAAUUGGAUACCCUGAGUGGUACACAGCUGUGAAAGGUGCAAAAGGUGGUAAUGGAGGAAGCACAGGAGGAAAUAGGAAAUUUGCUCCAAUGUUCAUGUUGAUAAUAAUGGACAUUAUGAUACUCCACUGGAUUAUGAAGAUAAUUCAGAUUGUCAUGAUAACAAACAGAUGA